AAUUCGAAACGAAAGAAUCACGAAAGUAUGUGCAAAGGACCAAAGUAAGAAAAGGUGUUGGAAAAGAAGAUGGGUCCGAUCAUUCUAAAAAUAAAGAGGCCGAAGUAUUAGAUAUGAAUGUUGCCCAACAUCAACGUCGAAAGUCAACUGCUAACACUCCUGAUAUAUCAAGCAAAAAUAAAAAUUCUAAUAACAAUGGUAUUGAUAAGUCCGUUCAUCGUCGUGGUAAAUCAAUGGCAAACGUUGGGGAACUUCAAGGUGUCUCUUCGAAGAAUGGAAACGGUAAAUCUAAAGGCAGCAAGGAUGAUUCUGAAAAUAAAUCUGAAGCAUUAGAAUCUUUGCAGCAGAUUAUUGCCAGUCUCAAGAGUUUACCGGCAGUUCCAUCUAAACCUCAGAAGUCAGAUAAAAAAGAUGAUGAUAGUUCCGCUGAUUUGGCUUUUAAGCAUAAACGUCAUGAAUCGAGUUCAUCUGGUACCGGAAAGCGGACUAAUACGCCUUCUAAACAACAUAAGAAGGGUACUUCCGUGUCAUUUUCAUUUCCUUUGACAACAGCAGUUACUACCUCAUUAAAGCCGAUUCUUGAUUCAGAAGACGGCAAACCUAUUGACAUAGAAAAUGCUUUGCAAGACACUAUUUCCUCUUUGAGGCGUAUGAGCCUUGAUAAAGGCAAAAAUCCUAUAAACCGAAAAUCUCCAAAUCUUGACGACAUGGCACAGUCUAGUAUCGAUAAAAAACAAGAAUUGGAUUCUCCUAAGUCUCCAUUUGACUUCAAGAAAUCCAUGGACGAUCAACAACAGCUAACUACGAAAAAGACCCAUCGUCGUCAUCAAUCUCUUGGUUAUACGUUAUCUACUUCUUCGUCUUCAACAUCUAUUGCGAAGCCUAAUAUUCCUAUCCAUGGUCGACGUCACAGUGUAGCUCUUAAUGGCAGCAAAGAUGUGCUUAAAGAACUUGAAAAGAACCAAGGCAGACUUACUGCACCAGAAGCGAAGGGCCAUCGCCGUAGCAAUUCCAGAAAUUUUGAAGGCAACUGGCGAUCAACUGCCUCGCCCCUUUCUGCCUUAGCUCAACCAUUCCAGCCAUUUCCAAUACCUAAGUUUGGUGCAAUUCAGAAGAAACAGCAACAGAAUCAACAAAACUCUAACAAUCAGCAACAAAGGAAGUCUCUCUUUGCACCCUAUCUUCCACAAGCCUCUCUUCCUCCACUUCUUAAAAGUUGUCAGCUUGUUUCCGGUGUUCUGCGAAUCAACAAACGUAAUCGAUCUGAUGCCUAUGUAGCCACCGAGUCACUCGAUGCUGACAUCUACAUAUGUGGCUCCAAAGAUAGAAAUCGCGCAUUAGAAGGUGAUGUGGUCGCGGUAGAAUUGUUAGAUCCUGAUAAA
Molecule: messenger RNA, 1382 nt
Organism: Racocetra persica
Lineage: Eukaryota; Fungi; Glomeromycota; Glomeromycetes; Diversisporales; Gigasporaceae
Source: the annotation of a GenBank genome assembly